CCCGCCGCAACGACGUUUAUAAACGGAGUUCGUGACUUGACGGAGAAAAAGGAGAUGGAAAUGGAUGGCGAAAACACAUAAGGCAAGAAACUAUAUAAAAACAUCUUUCAAGUUUCAUCUCAAUUAUCAAUUCUGAACUCAAGGCACGGCAUAGAAAGAGACCCCAAACCCUAUCUUUCGCCGUAGUGCUCGUUUUCAGAGCUACAAAGGAAUCCAGAGAAAGUGGUUAAAAAAAGGAGAGAAGAGCAAAGGAAACAAAGAGAGAUAUCUUUGCUGUCAAACGCUCCCUCAUUCUUCUGCACUUCCAUUUUGCUCUCUACGCUAUAUACUACUCACCUUCCGCUCCACACUACCACUACGAUUCUGCCAACUGCCAAAUAUCUCUGACUCCACGCUCUGUAUUCUUUUGUCCAAUGACUUCCGUGGAGAUCAAUCGCGCAAGUUUCCGUUGAUAUAUACACGACAAAAUUGGGUGCUAAAAUUUGAUCCAGUUGCUUUGGUGAAUAGUUAUUCGUUGGCGAAAUUGAACGAAUGCGUCUCCGAUCUUCUGCCGGCCGGGGACGUAAUCUGAGAAGAUCUGAGAAAUUUUCAUCUGCGAGAUACUAAUCGAAGCUGUAAAUUCUCAAUACCUACGUUCGCUUCCGGAUUCAAAGGGAAUUCAGUGUUGCAACGCGGUAACGGAUUUGAAUUCUAUGAGAUUUUAUCUUCGGAAAGACCGGAAAUCAAAAUUGCGUUGAAUUACCGGUAAGGGAAAGGAAAACAGAGACGGAAAAGCGUCAUAAUAUUCAGGUUUUGAUGGAGCUUCCUCAAGCGCGUCCGCUUGGAACCGAAGGGAGGAAACCAACGCACGACUUUCUGUCACUCUACAGUAAUUCAACUGCCCAACAAGAUCCAAGGCCAUCUUCUCAAGGAAGUUACCUCAAGACCCAUGAUUUCUUGCAGCCACUAGAACGGCUAGAAACAAAAACCAGUGCCAAGGAAGAAGCCACAGAUGAAAUAUCAUCGGCGGUUCAAAAGCCACCAACUUCAGUUGAACACCUCUUACCUGGAGGAAUUGGGACUUACAGUAUUAGCCACAUUUCAUAUGUCAAUAAUAAUCAAAGGGUUCCGAAACCAGAGUCUUCCCUUUUCGUGCGUCAAGCAACUAGUACGGAUAGGAAUGAUGACAACUCCAACUGCAGUUCAUAUACUUCAAGUGGUUUCACUUUGUGGGAAGAGUCAUCGGGGAAAAGGGGAAAGACAGGAAAGGAGAAUAAUGCGGGCGAGAAACCCACUCUAGGAGAGUCUGCGGCAAAACUAGGGCAGUGGACAUCAACGGAGCGGACUUCACAGUCGUUUUCUAACAACCGUCACAGCAGCUUCAGCUCUCGCUCUUCAUCUCAGACAACUGGACAGAAAAACCAGAGUUUUAUUGAAAUGAUGAAGUCUGCAAGGGAUAGUGCCCCGGAUGAAGUGCUAGAAAACGAAGAAACAUUUUUUCUUAAGAAAGAACCCUCCAAUACCCAAAGAGAAUUGAGGGUGAAAGUGGAUGGGAAGAGUACUGAUCAAAAGCCAAACACACCGAGAUCAAAACACUCCGCGACAGAGCAGCGGAGAAGGAGCAAAAUUAAUGACAGAUUUCAAAUGCUACGAGAGCUUAUUCCGCACAGUGACCAAAAGAGGGACAAAGCAUCAUUUUUAUUAGAGGUCAUUGAGUAUAUUCAUUUUUUACAAGAAAAGGUGCAUAAGUAUGAAGGUUCAUUUCAAGGGUGGAGUAACGAGCCAGAAAAAUUAAUGCCUUGGCAGAGAAAUAAUGACAAGCCAGCAGAAAAUUUUCAACCUCGUGCAACCGACAAUGGGUCAAGUCCAUCUCCAACACUGUUGUUUGCUUCAAAAGUUGACGAGAAAAAUAUCACCAUCUCCCCAACAAUUCCUGGGAGUACCCAGAACCUAGAAUCUGGCUUGAGCACAGCAACUACAUCCAAAACAAUGGAUCAUCAGGCUGGAAUCAUGAACAACAAGGCUUUUCCAAUUCCUAUUCCUUCACAGCUAAAUUUUUUCACUCCAACCCAAAUUGGUGGUCCAGGUGGAGCUGUGCCUCAGCUCACACAUAGAUCGGCAUCUGAUGCUGUGAACACCAAAUAUCAACCUUCAGUGGAAUGUCAGACUAUGGCUGCUACCAAUGAAAAGCUGAAAGAGAAAGAGCUUACUAUUGAAGGUGGUGCCAUUAGCAUAUCAAGUGUGUACUCAAAAGGGUUGUUGCAUACGCUUACUCAUGCAUUGCAAAGUUCAGGGGUGGAUUUGUCACAGGCUAGCAUCUCAGUGCAAAUUGAACUUGGUAAACAAGCUAACAUCAGACCAACUGUACCAGUGUCAAUGUGUGGUGCUAAGGAUGGUGAAGUACAUUCUAACAAUCAAAAGAUGAUGCGCUCUAGAGUUGCCAGCUCUGGGAAGUCUGACCAAGCAGUUAAGAAGCUAAAGACAUGCAGAAGUUAAUUCGACCUUUAUAUUCAUUCUUUCCUUAUUAUAAUUUUUAUUUUAAUUAAUUAUUUGGGGUAACUUCUUAAAAUUAAUUUUUGGAAUUCUGCUGGCUUAUUACCCAGCGAAGGCGAGAUCGACUGUACAUUCAGUGUCUUUUUAGUUUGUUGGGAAUCGUUAGGCUCACCCCAACAAAAUAAUAUGAAUUAUUUUAGUUUCUAAAUCAUAUAAAUAUAAAGGCUUCCAUACUAAUUGAGAAGCUAUUUUUUAACCAAAGGCUUCUAUUCAUGUAAAGUUUGUAAACUCUCGCUCCUUUAUUGCUGCAUAUUGUUUAACA
Molecule: messenger RNA, 2794 nt
Organism: Cajanus cajan (pigeon pea)
Lineage: Eukaryota; Viridiplantae; Streptophyta; Magnoliopsida; Fabales; Fabaceae
Gene: BIM1
Product: basic helix-loop-helix (bHLH) DNA-binding superfamily protein
Biological process (GO): DNA-templated transcription
Molecular function (GO): DNA-binding transcription factor activity; protein dimerization activity
Source: RefSeq, a predicted model, not a curated record